This is a messenger RNA of Cloeon dipterum, 969 nucleotides long. RefSeq lists its product as uncharacterized. The coding region runs from base 64 to 945 and encodes 293 amino acids. The record is from RefSeq and is a predicted model, not a curated record. The transcript is spliced from 4 exons. Lineage: Eukaryota; Metazoa; Arthropoda; Insecta; Ephemeroptera; Baetidae.
CUUCAGGCAAGCUAUGCUGAAAAUUCCGAUUUUGAUGUCAGGGAAGUAAAUCAGGACACAAGCAUGCAAGAAGCCGCUGCACUAAGUGGCUGCAAUAUCUGCGUGAAAGAGGGGUUAUCUCUUCCUGUGGAUCCACAGAUGCCACUCAAAAUGUGGGCCCGCAGGGAGACCUCCCCGGACAGAAAACCCCUCAGCAGCAGCCGCAGGCAAUGCUACAUCAGAAAUAAGCCGAGUAGCAAAAAUUCAGAAGACAGCAAGCUUUCCUUGCCUCAACGCCAACCCUCGAAUGACGCUCCACCUCAGGCAAAUUAUCUGCCACCCUACGAUUCCAACCCAAAUCCAUUCAGGCCGUCAUAUCCGUUCGGCUCAUUCCAACCUCAACCUGCCCCUGCGUUCGCUCAGGCUUCAUUUCCAAACCCUCCCUAUAAAUUCGGAUUCGGCCAGAACAAUUAUUAUGGCCCAGCACUCCCGUCUUCUCGGAUUUUCUACAAUCAAAUGUCCGGGGAUCCUUAUGCGGCCCAUAAUUUCCCUUCAUUCAGAUCGAACACCGACGAUGAGAGCGCGAGAGGCAGAAUUGAGGUUUCGGAAGAAGCAGCAAGCACACAAAAAGAAGCCUCUGGUGAUCGCAAACGGAGUUUGAACUCGACGAUUUCCGCCCAACUGAGAUCAUCCAAGCCAUCGUUUCCUCGCUUGGAAGCCAAAAAUGUUUUUAACAGGCCAGAAAACUCCCGAGUAGCCAAGCAACAUCAGCCGAAAGCUUCAGCUCCCAAUCUUUCAUCACCGACGGCUCAACCUCGCGCCCAUCCUGGCGCUUCAGGCUUUAGAAAUCAGCCAAUGCGUCCUCUGAACCGGUCUCCUCAACGUGUUGAACACGGACCACUCCCUGCACUUUAUCAAGGAAGUAAAGAACCAGCUUUUAGCCGCAGACUCACAAGCUCCCAGUGAACAUGUGUAGUUUUUCAUAUAAAU